UUUACGAACUCUACACAAGUCACAUCACUAAAUAUGAUUGUUUUUCAUUUACUUUUAGUGGCAUUUUCAGCAGCACAAGAAACACACAUAGACUCAAACGACAUAACAGAUGUUAAACCAGACAUGUCAUUUGAACUGGAAGACUUAGACGACUAUAGUAAUGGUCCAAAUUAUCCAUGGCUUGAAUACUUAAUAAAAUUAUCACAAUCUAAUUACAAUAAUGAUGAUUCCUCCAGUUCUUCUGAAGAAAUGUCUUUUAAACACGCGAGAUCUGAUCCUGAAGCUAAUGCUGAAAAGAAUUUAGAUUUUGCAAACGACUAUGACGAUAAUAUAUUGGAAGCACCGACAAGCAGAAUGGUUUCACUUUUGGAACUUUUUGGACAUUUUCUUAAUGGAAAGAAAAAACUUCUAAACGGAAUAAAUGAAGGAGUUCUUGGCGGUAAAACAUUUUUAGAUGGUAUUCAAGAAAUAACUAAGGGACUAGGCGAUUUAUUAGCAACGACUUAA
Molecule: messenger RNA, 507 nt
Organism: Papilio xuthus (Asian swallowtail)
Lineage: Eukaryota; Metazoa; Arthropoda; Insecta; Lepidoptera; Papilionidae
Exons: 3
Coding region: 34-507 (157 amino acids)
Source: RefSeq, a predicted model, not a curated record